AUGGGCUGUGAGCUAGUACUUUGCCAUUUAGAUAUAGCGCCUCGAAAUAUCCUAUGGCAGGAAGAUGGCUCUCUCUGCCUCAUUGACUGGGCAUCUGCUGGGUAUUAUCCAAGAUUGUUCGAGUUUUGCGCACAGUGGAUUAUUGAAGGAAAGGACGGCGAGUUUAAUUCCCUUCUCUUGAAAUCGAUGAAUCCUCUACCGUACCAAGAGAUGGCGCAGAAAGAGUCCGUCCUAUGUGCAUGGAGGAAUAUUCAAAAGUAUCCUUUCCGAACCAAAAAUACAAAUUCUUCCAAAACAUUAUCAAGAGAUUCAAUGGAUCGUAUUCCUGCACCACCCCAUCCAAUGCCAGACUAUCCGCCAGGCUGGCAUGAACAAGCUCAGCAGGAAGGCAUUACCCCGACAGGACCCACUCUGGUCCCUCCUCCACGCUCCUCUCCAGGAACUGGAGAACAAAAUCGAGUUUACAAUCGCGUCGCUCGUUGUUUGCGCGCAAUUUGGGCUCCGCACCCUAAACCAUCUGAUGCUGCGUAG
This is a messenger RNA of Penicillium cataractarum, 531 nucleotides long. RefSeq names its product phosphotransferase family protein. The transcript is spliced from 2 exons. The record is from RefSeq and is a predicted model, not a curated record. NCBI's taxonomy places the organism in Eukaryota, Fungi, Ascomycota, Eurotiomycetes, Eurotiales, Aspergillaceae. Bases 1 to 531 code for a protein of 176 amino acids.